This is a messenger RNA of Aspergillus welwitschiae, 1505 nucleotides long. RefSeq lists its product as uncharacterized. The transcript has a single exon. Lineage: Eukaryota; Fungi; Ascomycota; Eurotiomycetes; Eurotiales; Aspergillaceae. The record is from RefSeq and is a predicted model, not a curated record. The coding region runs from base 1 to 1359 and encodes 452 amino acids.
AUGCCAUUUGUGCAGACUAAGCCCGGCCAGUACGACCGGCCAUUGGAUGACCUGGAAAUCUUCCAUCGAACUAUCGGCGCCACGGGUGCCAGUUUCCGAAAGGAACAUUAUUUCACCAUUAGUACUCUUAAGCUUCGAAAUAAGCCCGAGAUACCCGAUUUGAAACAAGCGUGGAAGGCUCUGCGGCACCUCCAUCCACGACUCGCAACCGUUAUCGACGAGACAGGUACUCUAUGCAGAUAUACAGUGCCUACUCCAGAAGAUAUUGAUCAAUGGCUCGAGGAGACUUUUAUCGUCCACCCAGAAGGUGAAUACAAUAUCACUUCCGCUGAGAAAUUGGCUCUCAGUCUUCCUCCCUCUCCGUUUUUCAAACUUCAUUGGGUACCCGCAUCGCGAGAGCUUAUCUUCCGGACACCGCAUUGGCGCACAGAUGGAGCGGGUUUGAUGAUGUUGCAAGAUGCUUUCCUGAAACUUUUGUCCUCACCAGCCGAAGAAAUCAGUUUUGAUGGAUCUGAAAUCUCGCGCCUUCCGCCGACAAUGAAUGAGCUACUUUGUUCUGGUUUUGAGGCUACAGAAGAGACUAAAAAGGCGUUUGAUGCCGAGUGGCAAGCGGUUUUUGAUCCCAGCCUGAAGCCACUGAGUUGGGUCAAACACGCUUUGCCUGGCACAAUCCCAGGAUCGACAGUUCGGCUCAGCCACAAAUUCUCUAAAGAUGAGACUAAGCAGCUUAUCACUGAGAUCAAGAAACGCGGGAUUACCGUUACGAAUGGUAUGGCGAGUGCUUUCAUGGUUACAGCAGCCAAUCAUGCGACCCCCGCAGAUGGCCGCUUUAUUCUAUUGAACCCUUUCAAUGUGCGGAGAUAUCUCCCAGUCCCUUGGAAUGGCACAGCGGGUGCAGGUGCUACGUACCAUACAGGUCGGCUGCAGAGUUUCAACCUAGAAGAUGGGAAGGAUUACGAGUCUGCUUGUCGGGCCGUGACCGAAUUCUAUGAUCGGGGCAUUAAAAAUGCAUUCAGCUUUAUGCCGUUGCUUAUCCAAGCUGCUACUUCUUUGGUGGACACUCCCGCUGAGGUUGCCAAUUCAGGAUAUGGGUCAGCAUCUGUAGAUCUGAGCCAGCUUGGCCUCGUUGACGAUUUACUUCAGACGCGUUACGAAGGGACAAGAUAUACGCUCGAGAUUGAGGACUGGUGGACGGGAGUUGAAUUUGUGACCAAGAAACUACAAGGAUAUACAUGGACUCGUGAUGGUCAGCUACACCUCACUCUUCAUUUCAAUGAAGCAUUCUACCCAUCCGAGGCUAUUGAGAAAUUCCUUGAAGAGUGGAGGUCAAUUGUUGUCAAGGAAUUUCUUCAUCAAUGAGUAUCACGGUCAAUACUUGAAUACUGCAUGUGGAGGGAUAUUUGAAAGCUCUGCCAAGUUUAUGCUGUUUCACAGGUGUAUCUUAGCACAUGAUUUUCUAGUCAUAAAGAGGAAUUGAAUAGGCAACAAACUGAUGGCUAAGAAAC